Messenger RNA from Nerophis lumbriciformis (worm pipefish), 4461 nucleotides. The record is from RefSeq and is a predicted model, not a curated record. Lineage: Eukaryota; Metazoa; Chordata; Actinopteri; Syngnathiformes; Syngnathidae.
AUGCCGAUGGAAGGGAAACGGGGCAAGGUCAUCAUGCUCAAGUCAGUCAAAGUGCUCAGCGGGUUUAGCCGCGCCGCACUGCCCUUUGGCCUGGUUCGACGGGAACUCUCAUGCGAGGGCUACGCCAUCGACCUACGGUGCCCUGGCAGCGACGUCAUCAUGAUCGAGACGGCCAACUACGGGCGGACUGAUGACAAGAUCUGCGACGCCGACCCAUUCCAAAUGGAGAACGUCAACUGCUACCUUCCCGACGCCUACAAGAUUAUAUCACAAAGGUGCAACAACCGUACGCAGUGUGUGGUUGUCACUGGCUCUGAUGUCUUUCCCGAUCCAUGCCCCGGCACCUACAAGUACUUAGAGGUCCAGUAUGAGUGUGUUCCCUAUAAAGUGGAGCAAAAAGUCUUCAUUUGUCCUGGGACUCUAAAGGGCAUCGGCGACGCCACCUUCUUGUACGAGGCAGAGCAACAAGCGGGAUCGUGGUGCAAAGACCCGCUACAAGCUGGGGAUAAGGUCUUCUUCAUGCCUUGGACCCCAUACCGCACUGACACUCUCAUCGAGUACGCUUCUCUUGAGGACUUCCAAAACAACCGACAGACCACCACAUACAAAUUGCCCCACCGGGUAGACGGCACUGGCUUCGUGGCCUAUGAUGGCGCCAUCUUCUUUAACAAGGAGCGUACACGCAACAUUGUCAAGUUCGAUCUUCGCACGCGCAUCAAAAGCGGCGAAGCCAUUGUCAACAAUGCAAACUACCAUGACACAUCUCCAUAUCGCUGGGGCGGCAAGACUGACAUUGACUUAGCUGUGGAUGAGAGGGGCCUCUGGGUCAUCUACGCCACGGAACAGAACAACGGCCGCAUCGUAGUGAGCCAGCUCAACCCAUACACGCUGCGCUUUGAGGCCUCAUGGGACACAGCCUAUGACAAACGCUCGGCAUCCAAUGCCUUUAUGGUGUGCGGCGUGCUCCACGUGGUGCGCUCCACCUAUGAGGAGAGUGAGAACGAGGGCGGCGGUAGCCAGAUCGAUUACAUAUACAACACCAAGCUCAGCCAAGGCGAGUACACAGACAUAGGCUUCCCCAACCAGUACCAGUACAUCACGGCUGUGGAUUACAACCCCCGAGACAACCAGCUAUACGUGUGGAAUAACUUUUACAUCCUUCGCUACGACCUCAACUUCGCACCGCCUGAUCCUGUUGAAGUGUCACCAGUGGGUGAAUUUCCGGUCUCUAAACCACCGGCCAGAACCACCACCUUCCUGGCGGCCACAGCUGCGCCCACAGCAAAGAGCCAAGGUGACCCUACCUUAGAGGGUGGAGCGGACCCCAGGGAUGGCAGGGAUCCGUUCGAGGACAUCCGAGGCUCGGCUACGGCGGAACCUGCCGUGCCGGACUUACCCCCCACACCCAGGCGCUUCUGUGAGGCCACCCGGCGGCGGGGUAUCGACUGGCCACAGUCCCAUACAGGCUCAACGGUGGAAAGGCCCUGCCCUAAAGGAACCAAAGGUGUUGCCUCCUUCCUGUGCACGGUGGCGGGGAGCUGGUGCUCCAAGGGCCCGGACCUCAGCAACUGCACUUCCCACUGGGUGACUCAAGUGGCACAAAAAAUCCGAAGCGGAGAGAAUGCAGCCAACCUUGCCAACGAGCUAUCAUUAUACACGAAGGGCCCCGUAUUCGCCGGUGACGUGAGUUCCUCAGUGCGUCUCAUGGAGCAGCUGGUAGACAUCCUGGAUGCUCAGCUGCAGGAGCUCAGGCCUAGCGAGAAGGACUCUGCAGGACGCAGCUUCAACAAGCUUCAAAAGCGAGAGAAGACAUGCAGGGCGUACAUGAAGGCCAUCGUGGACACCGUGAACAAUCUCCUCAGGCCCGAGGCUCUGAAGUCGUGGCGAGACAUGAAUUCCACAGAACAGACACACGCCGCCACUAUGAUGCUAGACACCCUGGAGGAAGGCUCCUUCGUCCUCGCCGAGAACCUCAUUGAGCCGGCCAUCGUCAAAGUGCCCGCCGAGAACAUCGUGCUGGAUGUAUACGUGGUGAGCACAGACGGCCAGGUGCAGGACUUCAGGUUCCCACAGACCAGCAGGGGCGGAUCCACGCUUCAGCUCUCCUCUAAUACAGUGAAAGUCAAUAGUAAAAAUGGUGUGGCCAAGCUGGUCUUCGUGCUGUACAAACACCUGGGUCAGUUCCUCAGCACGGAGAACGCCACACUGCGGGGCCACGGGGACGCCGGCAGACAUAACCUCUCCCUCACGGUCAACUCCCACAUCCUCUCCGCCUCCAUCACUAAGGAGUCCAGCCGCGUGUUUGUGGCCGACCCCGUGAUCUUCACGCUGGAACACCUGGAUAAGGAGCACUACUACAAUCCCAACUGUUCUUUCUGGAAUUAUUCCGAGCGGAGCAUGAUGGGUUACUGGUCCACUCAGGGCUGCAAGUUGCUGGACACCAACAGGAGCCAUACCAAGUGUUCAUGCAAUCACCUCACCAACUUCGCCAUUCUCAUGGCUUACCGUGGGAACACGGGCAAGGGGAGCGUCCAUGAGCUGCUCCUCACCAUCAUCACGCGGAUGGGCAUAGCUGUGUCUCUGGUGUGCCUGGCCAUCAGCUUGUACACCUUCUGUUUUUUUAAGGGCCUUCAGAGCGACCGCAAUACCAUCCACAAAAACCUCUGCCUCAACCUCUUCGUCGGGGAGCUUGUCUUUCUCGUAGGCAUCAACAUGACUGAACCCAAGCUGGUGUGCUCCAUCAUUGCCGGCAUUCUCCACUUCUGCUUCCUGGCCGCCUUUGCCUGGAUGUGUCUGGAGGGCGUGCAGCUGUACCUCAUGCUGGUGGAGGUCUUCGAAAGCGAGCACUCUCGGCGCAAGUAUUACUACGUGGUCGGCUACUUCUUCCCGGCGGCCGUGGUUGGCAUCUCGGCGGUCGUCGACUACCGUAGCUAUGGAACGCCGCGAGCGUGCUGGCUGAGAGUGGACAACCAUUUCAUCUGGAGCUUCAUCGGGCCCGUCACUUUUGUAAUCGUGGUCAACGUCAUCUUCCUUGUGGUCACCAUGUACAAGAUGGUCAAGCAUUCCACCUCCAUGAAACCAGACUCCUCCAGGAUGGGGGGGAUUAGGUCAUGGGUGUUGGGAGCUUUUGCUCUUCUUUGUCUCUUGGGCCUGACGUGGUCUUUUGGUCUGUUCUUUCUCAACGAGUCCUCUGUUGUGAUGGCAUACCUCUUCACCAUCUUUAACACCCUUCAAGGAAUGUUCAUCUUCAUCUUCCAUUGCCUCCUGCAGAAGAAGGUCCGCAAAGAAUACAGCAAAUGUUUCCGUCAGUCUCAGUGCCGUGGCACCCUGUCAUCCGAUGGCCCCCACGGAUCGGUCAAGACAGCCACGUCUCGGACUACAGCACGCUACUCCUCUGCCACCCAGAGCCGCAUCAGGCGCAUGUGGAACGACACGGUGAGGAAGCAGUCGGAGUCCUCCUUCAUCUCAGGAGACAUAAACAGCACCUCCACGCUCAACCAGGGCAUGACCGGCAACUACCUUCUAACUAACCCCCUACUCCGCACCCACGACACUAACCCUUAUAACAACCUGCUGGCAGAGACGGUGGUGUGCAACACGCCCUCUCCACCAACCUUUCACUCUCCAGGACAGCAGUCUCUGAGCAACAGCAGGGACAUCAGCACCAUGGACACCCUCCCCCUCAACGGCAACUUCAACAACAGCUACUCCCUGCGAGACGAUGACUAUGAAGGCGUCGGCGUGCGCGUCCCCCCGCCGGACUUAGGGGGCCUCAACCUAGACGACGCCGCCUUUGAGAAGAUGAUCAUAUCUGAGAUCGUGCAUAAUAACCUGCGCCCUCGCGCUGUCCCCAGAAGCCGUGGUGACGCCAAGCGGGACAGGGGCCCGACGCUGGCCCCGCAGACCCGGGUGGCCGGGGACCGGGGCAGCGGGAGCGGCAGCGAGGACGACGCCAUCGAGGCAGAUCGCGUCGAGGCCUCGUCCCCGCAGAGAGGAAGCGUGCAAGAAGGCCACGCGCCCCUCGAGCUGCUCCUGCACCCCCACCACAAGGAGGCCCUGGAGGCUCCCCUUCUUCCCCAGAGGACUCACUCUCUGCUCUACAGUGCCCAAAAGGCUCCUAGGCAGCUGGAGGGCCAGGUGGAGACCCUGACACCGGGAGAGGACACGAGCAACAACAACAGAGACUCUCUUUACACCAGCAUGCCCAACUUGAGGGACUCACCCUCCGCUUCACCGUACCCUACUGAGGAGGAGGAAGAGGACGAGCUCUCCCCAUCCACCCGGAGCGAGAGCGAGGACACGUACCAUAAAAGCAUGCCCGAGCUCGGCGAUGCCCCGCCUCUCUCCUAUUACCACAUAAACCGAGUGCCCAGCGACGGCUGCGUCCCUCCGGCGGCGCCCGCGACCCAAGAGGGGGACGCAGCCGGCGACGGACAGAUGCAGAUCAUCACCAGCCUCUGA